CAACCAAUAAAAAAAUUGCGCGUGCAACGCUAUACUUCUCAUAAUAGGGCACUUGUUUUCGGCUCUAUGUUAAUCUUAGAACUCCUGUUGUAACUAUUUGACAUAGUGUCCCAUUCACCGCGUUGGAAAUUGUUCAAGUAUGGAAAGAUAUAUUUUAAGUUUAAGUAUUAUAUAUGCAGUGCUUAAUAUUGCAGUAGGCACAGUUUAUUUUGAGGAAAAUUUUUUGGAUGAUUCUUGGAAAAAUUCUUGGAUUAGUAGUAAACACCCUGGAAAGGAAUUUGGCAAAUUUAUUUUAAGUUCUGGAAAGUUCUAUAAUGAUCAAAAUUCUGACAAAGGUAUUCAAACAUCCCAAGACGCAAAAUUUUAUGCGGUGUCGAAAAAAUUUCCUCCUUUUUCUAAUGAGGAUAAGCCUCUAGUUGUUCAAUUUUCUGUGAAACACGAGCAAAAUAUUGACUGUGGUGGCGGCUAUAUAAAACUUUUUGACUGCUCUCUGGAACAGACCGACAUGCAUGGAGAAUCUCCGUACGAAAUUAUGUUUGGUCCAGACAUAUGUGGACCCGGAACGAAGAAAGUUCAUGUUAUAUUUAGUUACAAAGGCAAAAAUCAUUUGAUCAAUAAGGAAAUUCGCUGUAAAGAUGACGUAUUCACCCACUUCUACACAUUAAUUGUAAAGCCAGAUAAUACCUAUGAGGUAUUAAUUGAUAGUGAAAGCGUUCAAACUGGUAAUUUAGAAGACGACUGGGAUUUCUUACCGCCCAAAAAAAUUAAAGACCCAAGUGCAAAAAAACCGGAGGAUUGGGAUGAUAAGGCAACGAUACCAGAUCCAGAAGAUACAAAACCUGCAGAUUGGGAUAAACCAGAGCAUAUUCCUGAUCCUGAUGCAACCAAACCCGAAGAUUGGGAUGAUGAAAUGGAUGGUGAAUGGGAGCCGCCCAUGAUUGACAACCCAGAAUUUAAGGGCGAAUGGCAACCCAGGCAGCUCGAUAAUCCCAACUACAAAGGACCUUGGGAGCACCCUGAAAUAAACAAUCCCGAAUACACACCUGAACCAAAUUUGUAUCUACGAAAAGAAAUUUGCAUAGUAGGUUUGGACCUAUGGCAGGUAAAAUCAGGAUCAAUUUUUGACAACAUACUUGUAACUGACGACAUUGAGAUGGCCAUACAAAUUUCGGCUGAUGUAAAAAAAACUCAAGAAGGCGAAAGAAAAAUGAAAGAAUCUCAAGAUGAAGAGCAAAGAAAAAAGGAAGAAAAUGAACAAAAGUCAUCAUAUUCGGAGGAUGAGGAUGACAAUGAUAAUGAAGACAAAGAGGAUAUACCAGAGCAAGAUGAUCUAAAUAGUGAUCACGACGAGCUGUAAUAUUCCAACUGUGAUUAGUUAUUCCAUCAAAAUCAACAUAACUAGCAAAAAUUUGAAAUAAAAUCUUUCUUAAUUGAAUACAUCAAUAAAUAUUCUAACCAGAA
This is a messenger RNA of Stomoxys calcitrans (stable fly), 1461 nucleotides long. RefSeq names its product calreticulin. Gene Ontology annotation, biological process: protein folding. Gene Ontology annotation, cellular component: endoplasmic reticulum; endoplasmic reticulum membrane. Gene Ontology annotation, molecular function: calcium ion binding. The record is from RefSeq and is a predicted model, not a curated record. NCBI's taxonomy places the organism in Eukaryota, Metazoa, Arthropoda, Insecta, Diptera, Muscidae. The transcript is spliced from 4 exons. The coding region runs from base 140 to 1357 and encodes 405 amino acids.